ACAAGAGUGUGGUAUAAUAUUUAUAAGAAGACAUAGAUAAGUAGCUAGCGUGACAAAAAAAAAAAAUGAAUUCUCAUACUUUUUCCAAGGUUGUAGCAGCAUAUGUCUUGUUCGUGGCGGUGGUGCUGGGAAGCAGUAGUUGUGGGAUGUUUGUUCGUGGAGAAACCAGCUUUGAUGAGAACUAUGGAGUGACAUGGGGGUUUGAUCACGCCAAGUCGUACCAUCAAGGAACUGAAGUUCAGCUCUCCCUCGAUCUUGCUUCCGCAGGCGCUGGGUUUGAGUCGAAAGUGAGUUACGGGUCCGGAAGUUUUCACAUGAAAAUAAAGCUCCCAGGAAGGAAUUCUGCUGGGGUUGUUACGGCAUUCUACACGUCGUCACCGGUGUCGGGACAUGAUGAGUUGGACAUAGAGUUCCUGGGGAACCAGGAAGGGAAACCGAUCACAUUGCAGACCAACAUCUUCAUCAACGGCAAGGGAGACAGGGAGCAACGGUUUCACCUCUGGUUCGACCCCACCGCCGAUUUCCACGACUACACUAUCCUCUGGAAUCAUCAUCAAGUCGCAUUUUUGGUGGACAACAUUCCGAUAAGAAUGCUGAAGAACGUGAAGGGGAUCGGGUAUCCGGCGGGCCACCCGCUGAAGGUGGUGGGGAGCCUGUGGAACGCGAGCUGGGCCACCGACGGUGGCGCCACGCCGAUCGACUGGAGCUACGCUCCGUUUCAGGCGCAGUUCCGCGAUUUCGGGGUCAGCGGGUGUCCCGCCGCCGCGUACGCCGACCUCCGCGGUUGUUUCUCGCCGAGUUACUGGUGGAACGAUAAGCAGUACUGGAGGCUCAGCAAGGCGCAGCUGAAGGCGUACCUGGACACCCGCAAAAGGUACAUGAGCUACGACUACUGCUCCGAUUCCGCCCGGUAUCCUACGCCGCCGCCGGAGUGCGGUUUCCAAUGAUGAUCGUCGAUCGGUAAUAAGCCUGCCUGAUUGAUGAUGUAGUUAAUCACUUAGAAAUAAAGAUGGUUGGUUAAUAUAUAUGUUUACUCUAAAUUUACACAAUGUAAGUUGGAAGUUGGAAGAACCCCUCAAUUUAUGCCUUCUUAAGGAAAAAUAUCAUUGUAGAAUGUGUUUUGGUACCUAAUAUUCUUCAUUAUAAUAUUCUAGUACCUAAACUUGUCAAAAUUUUC
This is a messenger RNA of Linum tenue, 1177 nucleotides long. NCBI's taxonomy places the organism in Eukaryota, Viridiplantae, Streptophyta, Magnoliopsida, Malpighiales, Linaceae. The record is from the annotation of a GenBank genome assembly.